AUGGUUGAAGUAAAGGACUUGAGUAGCAAAGACAACUCACGCGUGAAAAACUGCUGCAUCAAUAGCAAUCUUCACAGGUUAGCUGUCAUUAAAGCAGAGGAGGAUAUACGUUUUGAGAUUCUAAGGAGUGAUGGAAGUAGUAUAGCCACGAACAAACCUCGUCAUAGUGCUAUAAAUUGUAGCAGAGAGAAGUUCAAUUACUCCGCCAAUCAAGUUAAGCAUCUUGUUUCUCUUUUCUUUCGUGGAGGGCUUCACUUUGAUGUUAACCCGUCGUAUUGGAAGAGUUUUGAACUGCUUAAGAGACUUGACUUCGAAGGUUUUGGCUUAAAAGCAUUAUCAGAAAUGGUUGGAAAAUUGGUUUGCUUACAAUACUUGGGGUUGAGAAACAAUUUCCUUCAAGAGCUCCCGCAAUCGUUGUGCUCCCUAGAAAGGCUCGAGGUUCUCGAUAUAGCACAGAACUUCAUGGUGAAACUGUCAGAUAUUAUAAGGAAAAUGGGCAGCCUUCGUCACCUCUACAUGUCUGAUAUAAUCUGUUGGGAGCCUUUGACGAUAGAUUCAUUGAUGAAUCUUCAGACGUUGACCUACAUCUCGGUUGAUAGUUGGAUAUAUGAGCUCUCCGGCCUGGAAAUGAUGAGUAGUCUUCGCAAAUUGGGCAUGGAAGAAUUUGACGGAGCCUCAGAUGUAAGCAAGACUUUUGCUUCGUUGGUUAAGUUGGAGAAUCUUGAAUGCCUUAUCUUAAGAGGGUCUCGUUUUAGAAGCAUGCCUUCAUUGGAUGAGCUUGGUGUUCUAAACCGUCUAACUCAACUUAAACUAGAUGGAGUCCUCCCCAGGUUAACAAGUCCCAACUGUUUUCCUCCGAUGAUUCGUUACUUGACAUUGGCUAAUAGCUCUCUUGAUGAAGACCCCAUGCCGGUACUAGAGAAUCUAUCCGAGCUAGGCUUUGUCAAACUGAGGAAUGCUUUCACCGGUGAACAAAUGGUGGUGUCAAAACUUGGGUUUGCAAAGCUUAGAGUUCUAUGUAUUGGGGAGUUGUGGAGUUUGAAGAGUUUACAAGUUGGAGAAGGUGCAAUACCGAAGCUGGAGCGGGUAGAGAUACAAAAUUGCCCUCGUCUAAAGGUCCUCCCUCAAGAGGUCAUGUUUACCAAAUGCAUUGCAAGAAAGAAAUAA
Salvia hispanica is the source of this 1167-nucleotide messenger RNA. RefSeq names its product putative disease resistance RPP8-like protein 2. The record is from RefSeq and is a predicted model, not a curated record. NCBI's taxonomy places the organism in Eukaryota, Viridiplantae, Streptophyta, Magnoliopsida, Lamiales, Lamiaceae.